CACCAUGGAAUAUGAAGUCAAGAAAGGGAAGAAGGGCUUUGUAUCCCCCAUCCGAAGGCUGGUGUUCCCCAAGGCUGGGCGCCGUGCAGCCUGUAGGAGCAGCGUGAGCCGCCGGCCCCUGCACUCGAUGCCCCUUUAUCCCCCUGACUACCUCAUCGACCCCCAGAUUCUGCUGUGUGACUACCUGGAGAAAGAGGUCAAGUUCCUGGGCCACCUUACCUGGGUGACUUCCUCACUGAACCCCUCCAGUCGGGACGAGCUCCUGCAGCUGCUAGACACCGCCAGGCAGCUGAAGGAGCUGCCGCUGAAGACCACGGCGGAGCAGGACAGCAUCCUGAGCCUGUCUGCCCGCUGCCUGCUGCUCACCUGGCGCGACAACGAAGAGCUCAUCCUGCGAAUUCCUACGCACGAGAUCGCCGCCGCCUCCUACCUGCAGGACGACGCGUUGCACCUGCUAGUGCUCAAGACCGGUGCGAGGGCAGGUCUGAGCCCAGGGGCGCGGGCGGCGUGGGGAGCGUGGAAGCCACCCGGCCACACCACCCAGAGGCCAGGGGUGGAGACUGAGACCGGGGGCGGGCCCGAAAGUGUGGAAGCGGAAUGGGCGGGGAACCGCCGCGCUACUUUAAAGCCGGGGGGCGAGGCGGCGGUGGAACGCCAGAGCUGCGAGGCGGGCAGUGGCGGUGGCAGCUGGGAGAGGCGCCAUCCCGGUCCCAACCCGCUCGACCCGCAGGACCCCAGCCCCGACGCCUACUGCAACCUGGUCAUCCUGGCUGUAGCCAACAGGGACGCUGCAGAGGAGUCCUGCGCACUCAUCUGUCAGGUCUUCCAGAUCAUCUAUGGGGACCAGAGUAUUGAGUGUGUGGACCGGGCUGGCUACCACUACACAUCCACGCCCGAACGGCCGUGGCUCUGCAGCCGCAGUGAGAGCUGCCGCACAGAUGGAACGUACGCCUAUGAUGCCGACUUCAGCUGCUGCAGCUCCUUGUGA
Mandrillus leucophaeus (drill) is the source of this 988-nucleotide messenger RNA. RefSeq names its product cerebral cavernous malformations 2 protein-like. The transcript is spliced from 8 exons. The record is from RefSeq and is a predicted model, not a curated record. NCBI's taxonomy places the organism in Eukaryota, Metazoa, Chordata, Mammalia, Primates, Cercopithecidae. The coding region runs from base 5 to 988 and encodes 327 amino acids. Gene Ontology annotation, biological process: heart morphogenesis.